This is a messenger RNA of Fusarium venenatum, 1209 nucleotides long. RefSeq lists its product as uncharacterized. Gene Ontology annotation, cellular component: RNA polymerase I core factor complex. Lineage: Eukaryota; Fungi; Ascomycota; Sordariomycetes; Hypocreales; Nectriaceae. Gene Ontology annotation, molecular function: TBP-class protein binding; RNA polymerase I general transcription initiation factor activity; RNA polymerase I core promoter sequence-specific DNA binding. Gene Ontology annotation, biological process: transcription initiation at RNA polymerase I promoter; nucleolar large rRNA transcription by RNA polymerase I. The record is from RefSeq and is a predicted model, not a curated record.
AUGGCGUCCCUACUAGAUCCGCCAUUUUUUUCACAGCAAAGCCAAUCUAACAAGCGUAAGAGACUAGAAACCACAGAUGAAGAAUUCCCGAGCUCCUUGCCUACAGGCCCCAUCAACCCUUUGAGCCACUCACCUGGUGUAAUCGCACAGUUUGCCAUCGCAGGCCUCUCAGAAGCAGAUGAGGAUCCCUCGCAACGGAUUCGCGACUUUCCUCACCGUAGUCUUGUUGGACACGGUGCAUCCGCCGUUGAAGUCGAGAGCGAUGAGGAUCCAGAGACAGAAGGCGACGAAGCAGCACACCCGAAGUCGAAAAAGAACACCACCCGCAAGCGCGGCGGACACUUUGACGUUCUCCUGCAAUCUACUCACCAUUUUAUCGACCGGGGAGAAAUGGAAAAGGCAGCUCGCACCUACGGUCUGCUACUGCAAUUACGGCCGUCUGGUCUGCCCGUUGAUAUUCGGCAUCACGACCUUUGGGCCAUCGGCGCUGAAAUCCUGAUGCGUGAGGGUGAAGGCUCUGCCCGGGAACGUGAAGAAGACCAAGAGAAAUCACCAACGCCUACGAAGAGAUGGGGCCGAGCAGAAAAUAUGAGCAAAGUCAGAGCUUAUUUCGAUACACUUAUUCAACAGCAUCCAUACGACUACAAGACGCCCAAUAUUGUUUCAGCAUUCGAUUUCUGGAUUGCCAUGUUCAGUUGUGAAAUUUACAAUGCACACGCAGAGCAUACAUUGGCACUGGAACGAUUAAGUUCUGGCGCUGAAGAGGACUAUCGCCGCGAAUCGUUUGGCCAUGACGAUAGCUUUGGCAGUGAUGACACAGAAAGCUCUGAAGCAAGGCUGGUGCGGAAAAAAGAUGAGUUACGGCUUCAAGCACUAUCUGCCAUGCAGGAUAUCACGAAGAGGAUGGACGUAUUGAUACAAGACAUGCCAUACUCGAGAAAUCAGCAAUAUCUUCGCUUACGCGCAAUGGCCUCUCUCUACAUUGCAGACCUCGUUGUACCCAUCGGUCCAGGCUCAAUGCUCCAGACCCAACAAGGACAGCAAGCAAGACUAAUGGAGCAAGAUAGGGCUAGGAAGUCUCUGAUGAGGAUCGUGACAUAUGGAGGCGAACUUGACAAUGCUGCAUUAAGAGUUUUGAAUCCCUCUGAUGAUUCUGAAGGAGAUACUUCACUAUCACUAUAUUCUAGCCUUCCAAUAAGAGGGCUUUAG